ACACAAGCAGCAAAACAAUUUAGCAUUUUAGAUAAAUCUACCCAAGUUUCUGUCUGCUCAUCCAGCAACCAUGGAAACUACAACCAAUGAGCAGAUGACUGCUACUUCAAACUCUACAGCAGAAGAUGUUAUUGUGUCAACACCAUUUGCAAUUCUUGUCAAGACUUUGAUGGUCAUUGCCAUCGUUCCCAACCUCCUACUGAAUCCACUGAUGCUUGUCACUUUGCGUCGCGUCACCAGCAUCCAGCCAACAACCAAAAUAUUCAUGGCUUCUCUCACCCUGUCUGAUCUGUGCAGCAGCUUUUGGUCGAUCCUAAUCCUAACAUCAUUGUUUGCUGACACUUGGUUGUUAGGCAAUUUUCUUUGUGCAGUGAAUAAUGUGAUGCUAUUUCUCUUUACUGGGCUCAGUGUUAGUACGCUUCUUCUUCUCACUGUGGAUCGUUACAUUGCUAUUUCCCAUCCUCUGCGGUAUCCCUCCAUAAUGACCGUGUUCAAAUCAAAGAUAAUUGUAUGCAGCGCAUGGGCUACAAUCAUCGUAUCCUCCAUUCUGAUCAAUGGGAUUAAUCCUUUUUAUAAUAUACAGGUUAUUGGUCAUAACAAGAGACUUUGUACAUCAGAGACAUAUGACUGGAGAGUAUAUCUAUUUCUUGCAUUGGUGUUACUUCAGCUACUGACCAUAUUCAUCCUGUAUGCACACAUCGCCCUAAUAGCUCGCAAUCAAGCCCGACGCAUUGCUGCUGAAAACCAAGCAGGCAAUGGUCAAGGUGGGCAGAGAAUAAACACCAGAUCAACCACCACUAUCAUCAUCAUAACAGGGACUUUAAUCAUCACCUGGAUUCCUACACUUAUAAGGUUGCCAAUAGCUUCACAAAACCAAUGGGAACCUUAUGACAGUUACUUGUCCUUCAAGUUCACACAAGCUCUGUUGAUGUCCAAUGGCUGGAUGAAUGUAAUUAUUUACUACCUGAGGAACAAGGACCUUCGUCAGGCACUGUGCGGAUUACUGACUGACUGGCGCCAAAGACUGUCCCAAAGAUUCCGACCAUAACUGUCAGAAAAUACU
Patiria miniata (bat star) is the source of this 1063-nucleotide messenger RNA. Its product is annotated as alpha-1A adrenergic receptor-like. Gene Ontology annotation, biological process: G protein-coupled receptor signaling pathway. Gene Ontology annotation, cellular component: membrane. The transcript has a single exon. Bases 71 to 1048 code for a protein of 325 amino acids. The record is from RefSeq and is a predicted model, not a curated record. Gene Ontology annotation, molecular function: G protein-coupled receptor activity. Lineage: Eukaryota; Metazoa; Echinodermata; Asteroidea; Valvatida; Asterinidae.